This is a messenger RNA of Clupea harengus (Atlantic herring), 1203 nucleotides long. RefSeq names its product cAMP-specific 3',5'-cyclic phosphodiesterase 4B-like (gene pde4bb). Gene Ontology annotation, molecular function: 3',5'-cyclic-nucleotide phosphodiesterase activity. Gene Ontology annotation, biological process: signal transduction. The transcript is spliced from 3 exons. The record is from RefSeq and is a predicted model, not a curated record. Lineage: Eukaryota; Metazoa; Chordata; Actinopteri; Clupeiformes; Clupeidae. Bases 1 to 426 code for a protein of 141 amino acids.
AUGAUUACUGAGAGCAAAGACCUCUUGGGGGUGCACCUCCUCGGCAGCACUCUGGGGGUGGACCUCCGCAGGGGUCGCAGACGCCACUCGGGCACCCUGCAGCUGCCCCCGUUGUCAUGGAGACAGGCCGAGAGGGCCCGCACCCCGGACGAGGACCCCGUGUCCAGGCCCUCAUCUCUGCUCUUCCCCAGCCCCCCGCGCAUCAACAUCACAGUCCCCACCGAGGGUUUUGACGUUGAGAAUGGGGCAUCAGGCAGCGGCAGCCCUCUGGACCUCCAGGUGUCCCCCGGCUCUGGCCUGGUGCUGCAUCACAACAUGGCCAGCCACGGCCAGCGCCGCGAGUCCUUCCUGUACCGCUCCGACAGCGACUACGACCUCUCACCCAAGUCCAUGUCCCGUAACUCCUCCAUCGUGGGCGAGCUGUGAGUGACACACACAUAAACGCGCAAACACACAUGCACACACACACAUAAACGCACACACACACACACACAUGCACACAUCAAACCUCACAGUCUGAUUAACAGUUAUUCACUCAAUGUGUCAGAUUUCUUGUUCAUGUCGGUGUUAUUGUUCAAAUUGAAUGAAUUUUUAAUAAUGAGUAUUUGAACCAUUAAGUAUUAUACAUAAUGCAUAUAUUCUAACACAAUAAACAUUUGCUGUGUAGUAUUUUGAGAUUGGAUUGGGUUUGGAAAUAACGUUAUUUGUAGUACUUCUCUUUUCAGUAUCAUUUAACGUUUUUUUUUUUUUUACAUUUUUCUAUUUUCCAGCCAUGGAGAGGAUCUGAUUGUCACACCCUUUGCUCAGGUGGGUCAUUUUUAACAUCAUGCUAAAGAAUUAGACUAGUGAACUAGUGAAUUAGAAACGCACAACCUGAGAUGCCAUGUUAGACUAGUGAAUUAGAAACGCACAACCUGAGAUGCCAUGUUUGACUAGUGAAUUAGAAACGCACAACCUGAGAUGCCAUGUUUGACUAGUGAACUAGUGAAUUAGAAACGCACAACCUGAGAUGCCAUGUUAGACUAGUGAAUUAGAAACGCACAACCUGAGAUGCCAUGUUUGACUAGUGAACUAGUGAAUUAGAAACGCACCACCUGAGAUGCCAUGUUAGACUAGUGAAUUAGAAACGCACAACCUGAGAUGUCAUGUUAGACUUGUGAACUAGUGAAUUAGAAACGCACAACCUGAGAUGUCAUGUUAGAC